GAGCGGCGGAGUGAGACCUCCUCUCUGGUUUCCAUCAGGAGUCCAGUCAGUCACAUGACGGAGCCGGGAAUACCUCCUGACUCCCCGCGCCUCCUCUCCUCCUCCCCUCGCUCAGUCAGUCAGACUGUUUGCUCUGUCUUGUCGGGGUGUGUGUGUGUGUUGUGUGUGUAUGUGUGUGUCAGUCAGCUAAGCUAGCUCGCUCGUUAGCUAUCAUCACCAUCAAUCGCAGCGGGGAACGACGCGAACAUGGCGGACACAGCCAGGCACCCUCCGCCGGAGCACACCGACUUCCAGGAGCUGGAGGACGGGGAGGACCUGUUCCUGGAGCCGGCCGCUACACAGGAGUCAGGACCAGCCAGUCUACCUGCCGAAGACAUCAGUACCAACUCAAACGGACCCAAACAGGAUUCACUGUUUGAUGAUGAUCCGGAGGACCUGUUCGCAGAGGCAACAGAGGAGGUUUCGUUGGACAGUCCAGAGAGGGACGUCCUGCUGUCCGACGGCCCGUCGCCUGCCAUCACCCCCAUCACCCCUCCCACCUCAGUCAUCACCCCUCGCCUCGGCCUCGCCCACGACGACAUGUUCACACACUCCUCCUUCGACGAGAUUGAAGAGGAGGAAGGCGGCGAUUCAUUUGACAUGCACAUAUCAGUGUCUGACCCUGAGAAAGUUGGUGAUGGGAUGAAUGCAUACAUGGCCUACAAAGUGUCGACCAAGACCUCCAUGUCUCUGUUUAAGGAUAAUGAGUUUUCAGUAAAAAGGCGUUUCAGUGAUUUUCUGGGUCUACACAGUAAACUGGCCUCAAAGUACCUACACAUAGGCUAUAUCGUCCCCCCAGCACCGGAGAAAAGCAUUGUGGGGAUGACCAAGGUGAAGGUGGGGAAGGAGGACCAGUCGUCCAACGAGUUUGUGGAGAAGAGGAGGUCAGCACUGGAGAGGUAUCUGAUGAGAACGGUGAAGCAUCCCAUCCUGCUGAAAGAUCCAGAUGUCCUGCAGUUUCUGGAGAGCUCAGAGUUGCCGCGGGCGGUCAGCACUCAGGCUCUGAGCAGUGCCGGACUUCUCCGAAUGGUCAACAAGGCUGCAGAUGCCGUCAACAAGAUGACCAUCAAGAUGAACGAGUCAGACGCUUGGUUUGAGGAGAAGCAGCAGCAUUUUGAAAAUCUGGACGUUCAGCUGAGGAAACUUCAUGCCAGUGUGGAGUCUCUGGUCUGUCACAGGAAAGAGCUGUCAGUGAACACGGCGCAGUUCGCCAAGUCGGCGGCCAUGUUGGGGAACAGCGAGGACCACACAGCCUUGUCCCGAGCUCUGUCCCAACUGGCCGAAGUGGAGGAAAAGAUCGACCAGCUGCACCAGGACCAGGCCAACGCAGACUUCUACCUGUUCUCAGAGUUACUGGGUGACUACGUCCGCCUCAUUACUGCCGUCAAGGGUGUGUUUGACCACCGUAUGAAGACGUGGCAAAAGUGGCAAGACAGUCAGUUGCUCCUGCAGAAGAAACGAGAAGCUGAAGCCAAACUGCAGUGCACCAACAAACCAGACAAACUGCAGCAGGCCAAAGACGAGAUCAAAGAGGAGAUUGAGGAGCUGGAAGGGAAGGUCCAGCAAGGAGAGAGAGACUUUGAACAAAUCUCCAAAACCAUACGCAAAGAAGUCAGUAGGUUUGAGAAAGAGAGAGUGAAGGACUUUAAAACGAUCAUUAUCAAAUAUCUGGAGUCACUGGUUCAGACACAACAGCAGCUGAUAAAAUACUGGGAUGCCUUCUUACCCGAGGCCAAGGCCAUCUCAUAGAGUCCACACAUACACAACAGACAGUCCUGACUGGCUCUGGUCAAACUACUCUACCCAUAAUGCACCUGUCCUCCUGGGUCACCCUCAUCCUCCAGUUUAUGCCCAGAGUGAAAAAGAAAAGUGAGGCAGCGAAUCAGAGGGACUUUUCUGCAGUUAAAAAAAAAAUCAAAAACAAAACUCUCUUGAAUUCACAGUUCACCUUCUGCUCUUCCUCUUUUCCUCCUGCUGAACUCUGCUGCGUUCACGUCCUGAGAGAGUCGCUGUUGUUUCCCUGACUGAUGCCAUCACAAUUAUAACAACAAAAAAUCUGAGUUCCCAUGUGGAAUUUUUUUGUAAUCUGAAACCUGUAAUGAUUAUUAUUUUCCAAAGCUCAGAAUCCUGUAUGACAUGAAUGCAGCAUGAGUUAUGACCUCUCCUCUGCACACAAACACAUUCUAACAUGGUGGUUUUUACAACUUGAGCACUUGGUGAACUUACUUUUUCAGCAGACAUUACAUGAAUGGGUGAGUGGAGAAGUGUGUUGAGGGUAUUUGCCUUUAUUUUUAAGAAUAACCUCAGUGUUCUGACCUGUUGAAUGUAUGGAAGCACAUUCCUACCAUAGAAAGGAAAAAGAUGAAAAGUUAGAAAUGAUCAAAAUAAAAGUGGUUCAGAUCAGAGAAAGUCAAAACGAUGUGAUAGCUUGGAUUAUGGUACAGUUUUAGUGAAGAACUAAAGUCAAAAUUAUGAUACAUUAAGUCUAACAAUUACAUUUUUAGACAAAAAACAUGACUUUACAAUGUCCCCUGAUUUAACAUUUAUAUGCAGUGUAUAAAAAUAAAGGAGAACACUCUAGUUGUAAUCUGAUAUAAGUGUUUAUUCAUAAUUUGGAACAACUGUAAUCCUUAGUAUGAGUACCAAUACCUGGAGGCAUAAAUGGAUUAUAAUAAAAGAAAAUACAGUCAAACAGAGUUGUAAUAAUAUAUAAUAUGUCUUAAUGGGAGUUAAGUUAUAAUUGUCGACAAAAACCUGACUUGGAACUAUAUUAUAUUGUCUUUAAAACAAUUUCAAUCAAUACAAUCUUUGUAUUCUGCGUAGAAAUGCUAAAUCGGAGGACUUAACGUUAUCCAGAUAAAUGUUCCCAAGGUCAAGAAUGAUCCGUCACUCUCAGAUUCAUCAUAGUGUUUGCACGUGGCAUAAGAUUUAUAUAUUUAAUCAUUCCUGACUUUUCAUUUUAUCUUGUUUUCCUGGCAAGAAAAGGCUUCCAUACAUUGUUCCUAAAUAAUACAGUAGCCGUGGCAGUUGCUCUGGAGAAGGUUAGAGUCAGUUGAAGCACAUUUAAAAAAAAUGCAAAACUGUAACUUCUACCAUUUCCUUCCCCAGCAACAGAAUUUGAAGCUCUCUCAUUGGAUGUGUCCUGCUGACUUCUAGCCUUGCAACCUUUGAUUUUCUCCUUUUCACCUUUUUUUUUUAUUUUUUUUUUAUCCAGCACUACCUGUUGUUAUGCCAACAGUGCUAGCAGCUUUUUUUUUUUUUUCUUUUUCUUUUUAAAGAACAGAGCAGCAGGUGGGGACAAAAUGGGAACUUUUCUCCACUAAAAAUCUCCCAAAUAAACUUUAAGUUAGAAUGUCUGUGGUUUUAUUUUGAAGUUUGGAACGUGAGCUGUGAAACUGAUCCAGGGUCAGUGAUGAAGGACGACUGACUGCAUCCUUCCCUGUUUUGUGUCUUGUACUUCCUGUCACCUGUUCAGUCCUCUCACUUCCCCUCAUGCCUUUCAAAACAAAAGACCUUAUUUUUGUUUCUUUCUUAUUUUGUUGCUGUAUGAUCGUCAGUGAAGGCAACAUUUUUCUGACUGUCAUUUUCUGGUUCAGUUCACUGCUGCAGUCAGAUGAAAAUAAGAUACCAUUAUGUCUAGGUAUUGUUAAAACAGUGUGUAGCUAAGUCUUACUCCACACUUAAAACACUCCUGACAGGGGUUCCAGAUCUAGUUUGGGAAGCAGCUCCACGUCCAAGGAAAAGUCUUCAUUAGUAAUUCAGUACUUCAUUUAGAUAAUGUGUUCGAUCAUGCAGUUCAAAUCAACAGUCAACAAGAACUGAGCAGCAGUUCAGAACUGAACAUGAAAACUUCGAACAGUACCUUGAUGUUUUUCUUCUUAUCUCUUUUCCUCAAAGAGGAGAGACUUUGAUGUUUUGAAUUUUGGUUUAAUAAAUUUAACUGGAAAUUAAAGAUUGCUUCUUAGCGUCUUUAGCACUUUCAGUUUCGGCAGCUUGUGAUGUUAACGAGCAGUUUUCGCUGCAGAGGAAGGAUUUUCUGUUGAAGGAGACUGAACUGAAGCCAAAAUUCAGAGUGUCCGGGUAGUUUCAGGAGCAGAGGAAGUGAGUGACUGUCAGGUGACAGACUGCGUGUCCGUCCAGAGAGCAGCCUCAGACUGUGAGGAUUAUUUUUGCAGGCGGUUUCUCUUCCUAUUGAUCAGUGUGAGGGCUGCAGUUAUAAAUACUGAACUGCAAAUUUUACUCUUCUUGAUUUCAUUUUGUUGAAUUUAAAGCACAUUUCAUUAUGAGAAGAUCUCACAUCCCGAAUCUGUCAGAGAAACUACAAAUCUGACAUUUUCAUCUCUUA
This is a messenger RNA of Larimichthys crocea (large yellow croaker), 4384 nucleotides long. It is a transcript of the gene snx2, whose product is annotated as sorting nexin 2. Gene Ontology annotation, biological process: early endosome to Golgi transport; intracellular protein transport. Gene Ontology annotation, cellular component: endosome; endosome membrane. Gene Ontology annotation, molecular function: phosphatidylinositol binding. NCBI's taxonomy places the organism in Eukaryota, Metazoa, Chordata, Actinopteri, Sciaenidae. The transcript is spliced from 16 exons. The record is from RefSeq and is a predicted model, not a curated record. Bases 247 to 1788 code for a protein of 513 amino acids.